AUGUCCGCUCAUGAGCUGACACAUAUAGAUGGAGGACGUCGCGCUCGCGAUGACGGCUACUCGUCGGUUACAGCUGGCUCUCUCCGCCUUACUGGCGAGACUGACGAAUGUCCACAAAACUCACCGUCCCAGAUCAUCCUCAUUCGGGAGCUCGAGCCAUCAGUGAAUGAGGAGAUACUGGCAAAGGGUAUCUCAAAGCUGUUCAUCGAGGAGAAGAGCAAUAAUCCAUCUCCCAAAAAAGAUACACCAAAUAAGCUCAAGUCGACGGCCCCGACGGCAAAUACAGCAAACCUUGGCGCCCGGCCGGGUUCUCUUCGCCGGGUGUACCUCAUGCGAGACCGCAAGACUAAUGAGCCCAUGCGAUACGGCUUCGGCGAGUUUGCGACGCUCGAAGACGCCCAAGCAGCUGUUGCCAAAUAUCGCUUGUCGUCCAAAUUUACUAUCUCCUCGAAGCCUGUGCACGUAGCCUUCAUCCAUACUGGUGUUUUUGUACCAGCCAGAGCGUCAGCCAAGUCAGACUCGAACCGAUCUGUUUUCAGUCCGACAUAUAAUCCGGAAAUCUUCCUCAAAUACUGGGACGACCGUGUCUACCCCAGCAUCCUCACCGUCUCUACUGAGCCACUCGAUACUGAGAAACCUCCUACUCCAGAGAACACUACCGCCGAUGCGGAUGAUGGCUCCAUCAGGAAGACGAAGAAAGCAAAGGCAGCCUCGACAACAAAAGUCGCGCUUGCAAUGAACCCUCAGAUGCAAAUGUGGGCCAAGAAGCGGGCCGAGCUUGUUGGAGAGUCUCGCAAUGGCAGGGCCGAGGCUGGCGAUAUCAUGGCCGAUGUACCAAGCAUCAUCGAGCCAUCUCGCUCAAAGAAAGUCAAGGACCGCCCGACUGCUUCCUACGUGUCUUACGCAGAUACAGACGCCUUGACAUGCAUGCUGUGCAUGAGAACGUUCAAAUCUGAAGUCGAGCUGAGAGAUCAUGAGGUCCUCAAUGAAGAUCACGUGGCAAAUGCUACAGUUGAUGAGAAAUGCAGUACAGCUAUCCAGCGACUUGAGUCUACCGGCAAGACAACAGAGGAAAUCAUCAGGCGCAAACCUCGAGACUCGUCUACACCCGCGCCGAUAUACACAUCAUAUGCUGACAAGGAGAGCCUCAACUGUCUAAUAUGUCAGCGAAAGUUCCCAAAUGCAUCUAUCUUGUCUCUGCAUGAGCGAGAGAGCGAGAUGCACCGCAAGAACAUGCUCAAGCAUUCAAAUAUCGACCGUGCCGUGUCUCAGCUGGCGAGCAUGGGCCAGAAACCCAUCAAGAUGGUCCCGACGAAGACGGGCGGCGAUCAAGGCAAGCAGUACCGUGAUCGUGCUAAAGAACGCCGCCAAGCAUACAGUCAGCCCAAGAAGCCCACCGCAGCAAGAAGCGAGUCCCGUAAGGAGGUGCCCAAAGUUGCGGAGGUUCAGGAAGCUCCCAAACCGGCGGCUCCCUCGAAGGGUGCAGCACUGCUUGGCAAGAUGGGCUGGACCGCGGGAGAGGGUCUUGGUGCGACCGGUGCGGGACGUACUGAGGCUAUUUCGACGGACGUCUACGCCCCGGGAGUUGGUUUGGGUGCCGAGGGAGGCAAGCUGGGCGAUGCGGCUGCUGAAGCCGCGCGCAAGACCGAGAACAAGUAUUCGGACUUCGUCCAGCAGACAAAGGACAAGGCACGCGAGCGUUACGAGAGGCUUGGUUGA
Molecule: messenger RNA, 1719 nt
Organism: Phaeoacremonium minimum UCRPA7
Lineage: Eukaryota; Fungi; Ascomycota; Sordariomycetes; Togniniales; Togniniaceae
Product: putative rna-binding protein
Exons: 1
Coding region: 1-1719 (572 amino acids)
Biological process (GO): mRNA splicing, via spliceosome
Cellular component (GO): nucleus
Molecular function (GO): RNA binding
Source: RefSeq, a predicted model, not a curated record